CUGAAAGUAAAACUGGGACACGACAUGACUUGCUGAAAAAAACAAAGCGUCAAGUACAUCUAAACGCUUCUAUACACUAUUUUGGACACUUCCAUCGUCUUUUGUUGAAAUCCAGCACAUUUUAUUGACUAACAUUCUUAAAUUCCCCUAUCUAUUGGAUUUCGCGAAUGUGCGGAAUUCUGUUUCAUUUACAAAAUAAUGAGGAUGCAGCCUUUAAACCUAAUAAACAGCAAUUAGUUCGGAUAAAAAAUCGAGGUCCCGACAGCUUUGGUUCACACACAUGUCUUGCAGGAUCGUUCCGACUCAAUUUUUAUUCCAGUGUGCUACAUCUCAGAGGUCCAUUCAAUCAUCCAACUGCUCAACCUCAUAUUGACCCUGAGGGAAAUGUUCUUUGCUGGAAUGGUGAAAUUUGGAAUGGUCCUGGUGAAUUAAAGAGUCAGAAACUGUUACAAUGCUGCUCACAAAACGAUGGUACAAUUUUAUUCAAUGUGCUGAAGAGAAGUUCUUCAAUAGAAGAUACACUGUCUUCCCUUCAAGGGCCGUUUGCGUUUGUCUUUUAUCACGCGAAGACUCAAACGCUUUAUUGGGGUCGGGAUAGAUUGGGUAUGCGUUCUUUGGUCAUAAAGCGUGAAAACGGAUCACUUACUAUUGCGAGUGUCGCUGAAGAAGGUGGAGAGUACGUUAAUGUCGAACCGGGUUUCCAUUCCUGUAAGCUUUCUAGUGCUACAGCUUCGGUAAUGCCACAAUCCUCAGCUCUUCCGCCUACGGAUUAUCAUCCGUUACCUGUUAUUGACCCCUCCAUCCUUAUUCCGAACGACGAUGUAUCAAACCCGGUCGAAGCAUUUCAUCGUUAUCUUCUCGAAGCAGUUCGUAUCCGAGUACAAACCAUUCCCCUUGUUUCCUCUUCGAGUUCAUGCCCUGUUGCAGUGCUGUACUCCGGGGGUGUUGAUUGUACCGUACUUGCUCGGUUAAUACACAGUGUUUUAGACGACCGGGCACCUAUUGAUUUACUCAAUGUAGCGUUUGAAAAUCCCCGUAUGCUGAAUGCUCGUAAACAGAAAGGAGAAAAAGACAAUGACAUUUACCAACUUUGUCCGGAUAGAGUGACCGGGCUUCAAGGUUGGAGAGAGCUUCAACGUUGCUGCCCAAAUCGUACUUGGAAUUUUGUUUCCAUUGAUGUUCCUUAUUCCCAGGUAACAGAACAUCGACAAACAGUUUUGGACCUUAUGUUCCCAAAUGCAACGGUUAUGGAUCUUUCAAUUGCCCUAGCAUUUUAUUUCGCUUCUACUGGAUGCGGCUACUUGACCAACAUUGAUGGCAGUAGGCAGCAACCGUAUGUAAGCUCAGCCAAAGUUCUCUUUAGUGGACUUGGUGCAGAUGAACAGCUUGGUGGCUAUUCCAGACACUUGAGAGCAUUUCAACGGGGCGGCUUGUUAGAAUUGGAGAAGGAGCUGCGGUUGGACAUCACUCGAAUUCCUACAAGAAAUCUAGGCAGAGAUGAUCGCGUUAUUUCGAACCAAGGCAAGGAGGUUCGUUACGCAUUUCUUGAUGCCAACGUCAUGGCGUUUCUUCAGGCACUACCAACUUUGCAUAAAAUGCAACUGCAAGAGCAAGGAGGUGAUAAAUUGCUAUUGCGGAAAUUGUGUCACCUAUUGGGUUGCGAGUUGGCUAGUAAGGAAAAGAAAAGAGCUAUUCAAUUCGGCUCUAAAUCUGCCAAAAUGGAAAGCAAUACGGGCAGGGUAUUGGGUCAUGAAAAACUAUCUAGUCGGUAGGAUACUUAAUUAUACUAGAAUACAAGAGGUGCAUAAAUCGUUUUGCCUUGGCAUAGUAGAGAGGGUUCCAGUGACAUUAACUCAUCUCAAGCAACGAAUCGACAGAUGAACCUAAACGGCCUUGUUGGGCAGUCAAUACCAUCUCGAUGACAUCCGUGUCAAAGGCAGGAAACAUAGCGCGUAAAGCGGAUAUCGCCUCUUGACGCUCACGAGUUUUAAUUCUCUCUGCCUCAGCAGUUUCAAGAGAAGCUGUCCGAGCAGCGCGUAAUGCCUUCGAGUUUUCGUGGUAAUGAACUGGUCUGGUCGCAUACUUUGGAGUUGGUACUGCGAUGCUUGCGACGGAUGAACUGGGUGAACCAACACGGUCGGCCCUUUCAAGCUCUAAUUCUAGUUGAGAUAUGCUUUGGACGAGUUGCUUUCCUGGCUCAGCUGGCUUUGCUGCUUCCUCGUGAGGCGUUUGAGACGGAGUGCUGGAAAUGCUGACGGAAGAGUUCGGAGUAUUCUGGCCGGAAGACGUUAACUUUGUUAUGGGGUCAUUAAAUAAGCGUGUUAAGGAUGAUAUGGGCUUCUGAAGGCUUUUUAGAACUUGUGAGGUGGACGCCAAAAAAUCAUAACUGGAAGCGCUUGGACGACUGGCACUUUGCGAAUUGUCUGCUUGUUGGGUUUUAAUAGCAUGACGUUCCGCUUUGUCCUGUUCCAUUCUUUGUAAAGAAUUCUCAAUGUUAGUAUUAAAAUCUUCCUCUGAUAUAGUCAGCGAAGAACGAUCUAGGUUUUGUAUGAAUGAUAAUGCUCCCUCUAGUGUUGAAAGAUAGUAAGAUACUUCACCGGCAAGUUUAAUCGGAUUACGAAAACGUUGAAUGUAUUGGAUAUUGGAAACAAGAUGGUUGGGAUUUGCACGAAGAAGGACGUAGAUGAGGAUGGG
Schizosaccharomyces japonicus yFS275 is the source of this 2694-nucleotide messenger RNA. RefSeq names its product asparagine synthase. The coding region runs from base 168 to 1772 and encodes 534 amino acids. The transcript has 2 exons. Gene Ontology annotation, biological process: L-glutamine metabolic process. The record is from RefSeq and is a predicted model, not a curated record. NCBI's taxonomy places the organism in Eukaryota, Fungi, Ascomycota, Schizosaccharomycetes, Schizosaccharomycetales, Schizosaccharomycetaceae.